Cephus cinctus (wheat stem sawfly) is the source of this 2865-nucleotide messenger RNA. RefSeq names its product tyrosine-protein kinase Dnt (gene dnt). Gene Ontology annotation, molecular function: protein tyrosine kinase activity; ATP binding. The record is from RefSeq and is a predicted model, not a curated record. The transcript is spliced from 8 exons. Bases 711 to 2369 code for a protein of 552 amino acids. Gene Ontology annotation, cellular component: signaling receptor complex. NCBI's taxonomy places the organism in Eukaryota, Metazoa, Arthropoda, Insecta, Hymenoptera, Cephidae. Gene Ontology annotation, biological process: cell surface receptor protein tyrosine kinase signaling pathway; protein phosphorylation; multicellular organism development.
CACAGCAAGCGUGGCUGACUUUGUCGAUAGUUAGAGCGAAGGCACUAUACCUGGCGGAACUUUUACGAAGUUCGUUCGAAUGCACUUCUCGUGGGUGGACUUCGGGUAAAGUCGGAACUACUCGGCUGGCUUUCGAGCGGAGGCCUGCGUCGACCCUCGUCGACCCAUGGCGGACGGACACAACUGGUUAUAGCUUUCACGAGGCAAGAACGCUUCGACGCGGCACACGCUCCCGGUUUAUUUAACGCGCAACAAAACGUAUCGUGCUUUUUGUUAACAAAGACACGAUUUGCCUUGCGGAAAAAGUGAAUCGAUGAACAUUGUGAUAUCACUGAACCUGAUCGAGGCUGGUGUUUGGCGGUUAAAUCCUGAAAAAUCUCUGUGAAUCGUGGUUGGAUCUGUCAAACAGCGUUUUUAUUUUCUCAACUGUUUUUGUAUCUCUCUUGACUCACUUAAUGCACUGACUGAAAUAGCGAAUCGAGAUUAGGUCACGAGAGAGAGAGAGAGAGAAAAAUUGAAGUGUUUUCAAUUGGCGUGUUUACAUCACACGUGAAUUUAAUAAAACUUAUUCAUAGACGACACGAGAGGCUUUAAUGAAAACGAAGUGUGUCCUACUGAGAAAAUGAGCUGAGCUAUCGAACGAUUGGCGAAUUGUUGAUUUCUAUGAGAGAGAAAAGCAGACGGUGAAUAAACGCAGACACGUGGACAGGAUGCUGUUCAAGUUAUUCCUGUGGUUUCUGCUGGCAGUGAGGCCAGGUGCCGGAUAUUUCAACCUCUUCCUCAGCCAGGCUGAAGUUCGCAAGUUGAUGGGUCUGGAGGCUGAGCUGUUCUAUGUCCGAGAGGGUGUGAUAAAUCAGUAUGCGAUUAAAUUCGUCGUUCCGGUACCCGCGCAGGUGCACAAGCUCCACUUCACCUGGGAGAACCUGGCAGGUCGACCGCUGCCCUACACCAUGUCCGUGGACAUCAGCAAUCCUUCGGCAUUGAGCAGCUCCUUGAACAUAUCCCAAGCUGGUGAAAUACCAGUUGGCGGACUUCAGACUUGGGCCCUGGCGCUUCAUUGUGGGCCUUACGACGCUGAGGUCGAUCUGGCGUUACGCAUAAAUGUUUCUUUGUCGAGUAGAAACACGACCAGCGUUGAUUUCCGACGCAAGAAGAUCUGUCUGAAGGACAAGAGCGGCUAUCCUGGACCAGAGGAGGUCCUGGUUGCAGCCUCCGGUUCGACAUCCGGUGGCCAAGUGUUCUACGCUGCGAUCGGUUGUGCGUGCGCCUUCAUAGCAGCUAUAUGCGUCCUCGUGGUAGCUUACUACGUUCGCGAUAAGAAAGCCAGAAGACACAGAGAUCCUCUGCAAGAAUCCAGAGGACUUAGUUCAGCCUGCAGCGUAGAACGUGGUACAGGCGUUGGUCCGGCGCAGACAUUCUUAUCUCCGGAAACGCCACCACCACUUUCCGCAGCAUCCACGUCCAGCUACAGACGUCUGGAUGAUCGACCCAGUCGAGAACUUCACGAAAGGAUCCAAGAAAUCACGGUUCAGAGGGUGCGCCUACUGAGCAUCGAGAUGGAGGGUACAUUCGGUAAGGUAUACAGGGGUAGUUAUCACGAAGAGGGUGCCACGUCGUCAACGGACGUCCUGGUGAAAACGGCAGCCGAACACGCAUCCCAGUCGCAGGUCGCCCUUCUACUCAGGGAAGGUCUGGCUCUUUAUGGCCUGAGCCAUCCUGCUCUACUUCCGGUCCUCGGUGUCUCCAUAGAGGACAGGGGUGCUCCCUUCCUCCUCUAUCCCCACACCGGCUACAGGAACAUGAAGAGGUUCUUGCUGAGGUGCAAGUUGAGCAGCGAAAGACCACCGAGGGCACUCACUACCCAGGAGGUCGUCGAGAUGGCUCUUCAGGCUGCCAAAGGGGUCCAGUAUCUUCACCGGAAGCGACUCGUUCACAGGGAUCUUGCCGCCAGAAAUUGCGUAGUGGACGAUGAUCUUCGAGUUCAGAUAACAGAUAAUGCUCUGGCCAGGGACUUAUUCCCACAGGACUACCAUUGCCUUGGUGAUAACGAGAAUCGACCAAUAAAAUGGCUGGCCAUCGAGAGUAUCGUUAAUAAAACAUUCACUACAGCAUCCGACGUGUGGGCAUUCGGUGUCUUAUUAUGGGAACUGACAACCCUGGCGCAGCAACCCUACGUCGAGGUGGAUCCUUUCGAAAUGGCAUCCUACUUGAGGGAUGGAUACAGAUUGGCUCAGCCCAUCAACUGUCCUGAUGAACUAUUCGCCGUUAUGGCGUACUGCUGGGCUAUGUCCGCCGAUGAGAGGCCGACUUUCAGUCAGCUUAUAGUCUGCCUACAGGAGUUUCAUACUCAACUCACGAGAUACGUUUGAAUGCAUCCUGAUAAUCUUUAUAUAAGAAUUCGAAGAUGAGACGAGAUACAAAGUGUACAGAAGACGCGUGAGAUGCUGCGCGGACACGUUCCUUACCUUUGCCUACUUUGUAAAUAGAUUUAGACUGAUAACAGUUAAUCGCUUGGUCUACGGGUCAAUGGAGAAUAUACACGGGCACGUAAACUUCCUUUGGAAGAAUCAAAAGAACAUGGACGUAUUAAAAUAAAUGAUAUAGCAGGCUUCACUGCCAGUUUCACGAUCCGAGAGUUCAAUUAGGAUCGAGAGAUUUAAACGUUGUGAUACGUAUUUCGCUUGCCAGGUAAUUUUUCAAUGUGCCAACUUUUGUAUUUUUGUAUAUACUUAUAUAUAGAUAUAUAUAAAUAUUAUAAGUGCGAUACAGGUACACAGAAGAAUUUGUAUAUAGGAAGAAGAUAUAUUGUGUCGCAUCCACAUGUACAAAAUUACAUAAAAUAAAUUUAUUACCUCAUAACAAUAA